AUGUCAAACGAAAGUACUGAAUAUUUCAGUAUUUUGACAAGUAAGAGACCCUAUGAGUCUACUGAAGCUAUUAGAAUUAGAUUAUCUCAAGCUAAAUUGAUCAAUAAGGAUUUCUAUCAAUUGUUCAAGGAUGUCUCUGACUUAAAGAAAAAUUAUGUCAAUCAACUAAGUAAGAUAAUUGCCAAGAACGAUAAUCUUGAAAAAGUUUUAUCUUCUCAGAUGAUUUCUAAUGGUGUCUUGACACCUGAGGAGAUGGAACAAUUCAACUUCAAUUCUUUGGGUGAUUUGCAACCUGUUUGGACGGCAUUAAUGGAUGAAUUCAAGAGAGAAUUAAGAUUAUCUAAGGAUAUGCAAGCUAGUGUUGACGCCAGAGUCAUUAAACAUUUGAAGGACUCCAUUGAGAAUAAUAGUAAUUGGGAAGAAACUAAAAGAAUUCAUUCGCAUUUGACUCAAGUAGCAGCCUCAAUCGAACAAUCUAAUGGUGAUAAUGGUAGAUUGACACAAGCUCAAUCAGAAUGGGAAACUGGAUCUCCACAAUUAGUGGAAUUGUUUGAAACUCUGGAUAAAAGAAGAUUACAAGCAAUUAAGGACUCUCUAUUGACUUAUCAGACAAGUUACAGUGAUUAUCUUACACAAGCAACCUCUCAAAGUGAAAGGUCAAUGCAAAAGAUUUUAGAAUUUGAACCAACUAAUGAAAUUCAUCGUUUUGUAACCGAUGCUAACAAUUAUAACUUUCAAUUAGUUAAUACUUCUAACUCCACUACGCAAAAACAAUUACAAAAUGACAUUCCUCAAAAUGAAGAAGUUAAACAUAAUAAAGAGAAAAGAAAGAGUACAUUCGGUAACAUUGGUCAACGUUUCACUUCUUCUUCAUCCACAAUUUUACAUCAUGAUUUAAUGAACGAUGAAUUCUCAAAUUCAACAAAUAAUGUCUCUUUGAAGAAUAAAAAAUCUUCAAAUACAUUAAGAUCAAAAGUGGGUUCUAUCUUUGGUUUGAAAAAUAGAAAAUCUUCUCAUUUUGGUAAGCAUAAUUCACCUGUACCAGAGACUCCUGCUCUUCCAACUCAACAACAGCAACAGAAGCAACAAGCAACAAAUAAACCUGUUGCAGUUUCUCCAGAUCGUCCAAGAUCUGAUUUCAGACAAAGAGGCUCACAAAACUCUUAUAGUAGACCAAGAAAGGAAAGUACUGUCUCCGAAGUGUCAAACCAAACUUCUGAGGCUGCCCAGAUUAAUUCAAACAGGUACAAUAACAACAAUAAUAAUAAUGUCAAUGAGUACGUUCCGGCAAAUAAUAAUUCUGCUCCUAUUUCCGUUGCUCAAGCUCCACUUCAACCGGUUCAAAAGUCAAGACAGUAUUCAAGCAAUGCAGAACAGAAACCUUUACCUGCUGAACCACAAUUUCAAGUACAAGGGCAAUACAUUAAUAAUGAUUCAAUGGUAACAAAUGAAGCCAGUAGACCAAUCCAUAUCCAAGCGCCUGUUUUGCCUCCAUCAAGAAAACAAACGAUAUCUAGAGAUAAUGACGUAUUCAAUGACAACCAAAACACUAUAACCACAAUUCCAGAACAACCUGUUACCCAAACAAAUCAACCGGCUCAACGUACUAUGUCAAUGUUACCUACCCAGAUUACUGGUGAAUUGAAGGAAUUAAAUCCACAAUCUACAGGUACUUCAAAUGUUAUACGUGGUCAAUCUUUGUUCCAGCAUGAUCCAACUGAUACAUCUAUUUCGUUUGGUUUGAAUGCAAGUGUCGCAGAGGUCCUCAAUGCUACAUUUAAAGAAGGUAUAAUUCAACAAUCGCAACUAAUUGGUGAGAUUGCCUUAAAUUAUAUUCCAAACACAGUCAUGAAUACUCCACUACCAAUUGGAAUUAACCUAAAGAUCAGCAACAGUAGUAAAUUUGAUAGCAUUAUACUAAACCAAGCUUUUGUCGAACAGGUUGAAAAUGAAGUCUUCAAAUUGAACCCUCAAUUCAUCGAUUCUAGAAUAUUAGGUGCUAUUAAGUACUCUAUUAAAGAACCUUUAGCUCCUGUCGUGAUCCAACCUGCUUGGAAAUUUGAAGAAAACCAGGCAAGUGUUGUUCUAACUGUUAAGAUGGCAUCUUUCUUACCGGAGCGUAUUCAACAAAUAGUUUUAAAUGAUGUUUCUGUCUUUGUUCCAAUUGAUGGUGCAAAUGCUACAAGCGCUCUCUCUAAACCACAAGGUUCCUUCAGUAAAGAAAAGAGAAGAAUUACAUGGAGAUUCAAGGAACCACUAGUUUUAACCAGAAAUGGUGAGGGGAAGAGAUUAAUAGCCAGAUUUAUUACUGAUCGUAUGGCAAAGGAGUCAGAAAAGGGUAUUUCCAUCAAAUUUGCUAUUCGUAAACAACAGGAUGUUGAUGCUAGUGAUAUAAGUUUGGUAAGUGGAUUAUCAUUAACUGCGCAAGAAUUUGAUGAGAAUGAUCCGUUUGGCGGUGAAUGGAACCCUGUACAUAGUUCAACAACCUUAAGUGCUGGUAAUUAUAGUGGGUUAUCAUAA
Molecule: messenger RNA, 2520 nt
Organism: Maudiozyma barnettii
Lineage: Eukaryota; Fungi; Ascomycota; Saccharomycetes; Saccharomycetales; Saccharomycetaceae
Gene: SYP1
Product: Syp1p
Exons: 1
Coding region: 1-2520 (839 amino acids)
Source: RefSeq, a predicted model, not a curated record